Molecule: messenger RNA, 6333 nt
Organism: Aspergillus nidulans FGSC A4
Lineage: Eukaryota; Fungi; Ascomycota; Eurotiomycetes; Eurotiales; Aspergillaceae
Gene: cch1
Product: calcium channel protein CCH1
Exons: 4
Coding region: 1-6333 (2110 amino acids)
Biological process (GO): monoatomic ion transport; transmembrane transport
Cellular component (GO): plasma membrane; membrane
Molecular function (GO): calcium channel activity; calcium ion binding; monoatomic ion channel activity
Source: RefSeq, a predicted model, not a curated record
AUGGCGUCAAAUAGCCAUGACCGCGGCUCUAGCGACGAGAAUGAUAUCGCCGACCACUCAAUCCCCUUACAAGACCUUACCGGCCCGCAGGAACGAGGACGAAGGUUAAGUAGGGUAGGAAGCCGGUUGUUCUCAGGUCGCUCGUUAACAGAGAGAGGACGGCCUUAUGAACGAUUAUCGGAGGACUCGCCCGUUGAACAUGGAGGUCAUACUACGGGCUCACACUCUGCCGAGGGCGCAAACCAAUUUAAUGUUGAAGACCCCGGAGCUUUCGCGGCAGCGAUGUCGUCGGUUGGUCUUGGAUUGGAAGUCUCUGGGUUUCAGCACUCACAACCGAGCGCAUCCCACCUAGCCGCACACACCCGAGAUGAAUCGGAGUCCGACAUGGAGUUUGUCCGUAUAGAUAGCGUCGACCCUCACGAAGCUGAACACUACCUCUCACCAUCCGAAAUAUACCCAGAUACCACUCCAUUGACUAGUAUCCGACAUGUGCAACCCAUUAGCGGUGCUUCAAUUACCCCCAGCGGUUCGCAAGAUCCAUCGAAUGCGCCCUCCGUUCGGUUCGACGACAGUCAGAUGGGGUCGCGAUUGGGUGAUGAUUUGCAUAAUAUGGAGAGCGGUUAUAGUGGACGGCGCCGCGCGGAGAGUGUCUCGAAAGACGGGGGACGUUCGCUGUCCCCCUCAGUCUCCGGAUCAGCACUGCUGCGCGCAAGUUCGAUGAUGAAGUCAGUUUCUCAACGUGUCGUGAAUUUGAGUAACGAGCCCGAGGUGGUAGAGCGGUCUCUUUCAAGAGACUCCCAUAAGAGUUCUCGCAUGGAGGCUCCUCCCUCACUUCCUUCUCUUACAGACUAUGCGCACGAUGCGCCGUCCAGUUCUUCGUUGAACGAGCAAUCUGCCAGGGAGAAAUCUGUGAAUAGCAAAGCUUGGAAAGGGCUGAGCAAUCCAUUGCGUGGAAAAGCUCUUGGGUUUCUUGGCCCAGAUAAUGCGCUUAGGAUGUGGUUAUGUGAUAUUCUCGUCCAUCCGCUCACAGAGCCGUUCAUCUUGGUCAUCAUUGUCGUGCAGACCAUUCUCCUAACCAUUGAAUCAGCGCAAUCGGAAUGGUCUCAUCCAAGGCUGCCACACUGGGGCUUGAACCGUAUGGAUUAUCCUUAUUUUGUGAUCUUCAUUAUCUACACUGUCGAACUUAUUGCGAAGAUUUUAGUAUCUGGGCUCUUCUUUAAUCCAACCGAGUACAGUACAAUAGACCGGUCAAAAGGGAUCACGACAGCGCUGAUGGAAAAGGGUAAAAACCUCAUCACACCACAGCGGCAAUUCUCCAUAAGGAAAUCAUCAGCACAACCGGAACCCCAGCAAGCAUCGAUCAUACGAACCUUCACAGGCGGGCUAAACCAGCUAGAGCAGCAGCUGGCUGAUGAUCCUCUUCAGAAGCGCCGUAUCCGUCUUGCUCACCGCGCCUUCCUACGGCACUCCUUCAACCGACUGGACUUUGUCGCGGUGCUUGCAUAUUGGGUGAGCUUCGUCUUAAACUUAGGAGGCGUCGAGAAUACGCACCAGCUCUACGUUUUCCGAAUGCUCAGCUGUCUGCGUAUCCUGCGUCUUCUCGCGUUGACUAGUGGAACAUCUGUUAUCCUUCGAAGUUUGAAGAAAGCUGCUCCCUUGCUGGUCCACGUUGCUUUUCUAAUAGGUUUCUUUUGGCUUUUGUUUGCCAUUGUAGGGAUUCAGAGUUUCAAGUCGAGUUUCCGGAGAACAUGCGUCUGGCUUGGAGAGGAAUACGGCGAGCAAAACUUCACCAUGAAUGAUCCGUUCGGGACACUUCAGUUCUGUGGUGGCUGGCUUGAUGAAACAGGCACUCAGAGGCCAUGGUAUUCUUCCGAUGGAUUUGAAAGCGACUCGAAACCCAAAGGGUUUAUUUGUCCUCAAGGAUCGAUAUGUGUCGAAGGAGGCAAUCCUUACAAUACGACCAUGAGUUUCGAUGACAUCUUGCAUUCGCUCGAACUCGUAUUUGUCAUAAUGAGCUCCAACACCUUCACUGAUAUCCUCUAUAACACCACUGACAGCGAUUACCUUGUAGCUGCACUUUUCUUCGCCUGCGGCUUUGUGAUUUUGAGUUUGUGGAUGGUGAAUCUGUUGGUUGCUGUUAUAACCCACUCUUUCCAGGUCAUUCGUGAAGAAAGCAAGCGAAGCGCUUUUGCAUCUCAAAAGAUUGAGGCGUCCGAGGAGGAGGAGGAGUCUUCCCGCAAAGUUAGCACGUUGAAGCGCAUCUAUGACGCGACGUAUUGGUUCUGGAUUGCCGUCAUCAUUUUCGACCUUGUUAUGCAAGCCCAGAGGAGCUCUAGCAUGGGUGAUGGUCGGGUCCAGCUCAUUGACAAUUGCGAGAUUGUCGUCACAGUUGCUUUACUCGGCGAGAUUUUACUGCGAUUCAUAUCGGAUUGGCGCAAAUUCCAUCAGAGCCGCCGCAACUGGGUCGAUUUGGCACUUGCAAUAAUCACCUGCAUCAUUCAAGUUCCUGCUAUUAGGAACUCUAAACGAACUUAUGAUAUCCUUACCGUCUUUCAAAUCCUCCGAUUCUAUCGAGUCGUUCUAGCAUUUGCCGUCACAAGGAAUCUCAUCACGCUCGUCUUUCGCAAUGCCGUUGGUCUACUGAACCUGAUCCUCUUUGUGUUUCUCAUCACAUUCCUCGCCUCUAUAUUUGCAACGCAACUCUUCCGCAGUCAGAUUCCGCGAGAGGAUGACGACGGAGGUACGAUUGAGAUCACUUUCUCUGACCUAUACAACUCAUUCCUUGGAAUGUAUAUAAUACUAUCCAGCGAGAACUGGACAGAAACCCUUUACAACGUCACCUCAUACACAUACAGCUUCAAUACGGCCUGGAUCUCAGCAACAUUUGUGAUUUUGUGGUUUAUUGUGGCCAACUUUAUCGUUCUGAAUAUGUUCAUUGCAGUCAUCCAGGAAAGUUUCGACGUAUCAGAGGAUGAAAAACGGCUUCACCAGGUCCGAGCGUUUCUGGAGCAAAAGCAAGUCGGCAGUGCAUCUCAAGGAAACUUGUCUCUUUCCAAAAUCCUCAAGCUCGGACGAGGUUCGGCUCGCUUUAAAGACCCGCUCGACCAUGGCCCCGCAGCGCUAGAUAUGCUCUUGAAAGAUGCCGUUGUUCGUGAAUUUCUCGACGAAGAGAUGCCUGAAAACCAGCGCCGCGAGGAAGCUUCAAUCGCGAGAACCGCAACCACAGCGGAAGGGCUCGUUGAGCCUGGCGUAUUUUCACGCCUCUGGACUUCGGUCACGUCGUCGGUUCUGCGCCGAGAACCUAAUCCAUUCUAUUCCAAGCUGAAAAUCUCACGGGCUUAUGAAGAACUGGGCCCUCAGGAGAUGGUUCGCGAGGUGGUUUCGGCGGAGCAGCAAAGAAAGCGAGAGCAGCGAGAAUACUUAAUACGCCAUCCUACGUACAACACGUCCUUAUUCUUGUUCAAGCCGGAUAACCCGGUUCGAAGGCUUUGCCAGCGCAUGGUAGGACCGGGUCGAGGGUCUCAGCGCGUGGAGGGUGUUGACCCAUAUAAACCCGUCUGGUAUACCUUUACUGCUGUUGUUUAUGCUGCUAUAGUGGCAAUGGUUAUCCUCGCUUGCAUAACUACCCCGAUCUAUCAGGCUGUCAACUUCCAAACUGAUAGAGACUGGUUCACAUACACCGAUCUAGGCUUCGCCAUCUUGUUCUCCAUAGAAGCACUCAUCAAGGUUAUCGCCGACGGUUUCUUCUGGACUCCCAAUGCGUACUUCCGUGGCUCAUGGGGCUUCAUUGACGGGAUUGUUCUGGUGACCCUCUGGAUAAAUGUGUUAAGUGCGUUGAGUUCGGAGCGCGGUGUUUCUCGGGCGAUCGGGGCGUUCAAAGCUCUGAGAGCGCUAAGGCUGCUUAACUUCAGUGAUAGCGCCAAGAAUACAUUCCACUCCGUCAUAAUCGUUGGAGGAUGGAAAGUUAUUGCUGCUGCCUUGGUUUCGAUGAGUUUUCUGAUUCCGUUUGCAAUCUAUGGAGUAACAUUAUUCAAUGGCCAAUUGAUGGAGUGCAAUGAUGACGGGAUAGCGGGAAGCUUGGACGCUUGUGUUGGCGAGUUUAUGAGCUCACCGUUUAAUUGGGACGUUCUCGCCCCUCGGGCUGUGUCGAAUCCUUGGUACGACUUCGAUAAUUUCGGGAAUUCGUUGUUCAUUCUCUUCCAGAUUGUCUCUCAAGAAGGCUGGACGGCGGUUCAGUCCAGCGUUAUGAGCAUAACGGGCCUUGGACGGCAGCCAGAAACCUUUGCCGCACCAGAAAAUGGGCUGUUUUUCGUGGUGUUUAACUUGCUCGGCGCCGUCUUUGUUCUGACGCUGUUCACGUCUGUGUUCAUGCGCAACUACACGGAGCAAACUGGGGUUGCCUUUCUGACAGCUGAGCAGCGUUCUUGGCUUGAAUUGAGGAAAUUGCUCAGACAAGUUUCACCCUCCAAGCGGAGGUCCAGUGAGAAAAGCACGUCCUGGAAGCAGUGGGCUUAUCGAGUGGCCUAUAAAAAGCAUGGUCGUUGGGCAAAAUGUGUUACCACGGUCCUUGUGCUUCACCUCAUACUGCUGGUCAUUGAAUAUUACCCGGAGAACUAUCUUUGGAACUUGGCUCGAGAUGGCUUAUUCUUCUUAUUCAACUUCGUCUACAUUGCGAAUGUGCUCCUCCGUCUGGUCGGACUGGGUUGGCACCGAUUCAGUACAAGCUCCUGGGAUAUGUAUGCCUUGCUUGUCGUUCCCAGCACUGUCAUUACGUCCAUCCUGAACUUCACGUCAUAUGAGCAGCGGAAGACGAUUGAGGUGUUGAACAAGCUUUUCCUGGUUGCUAUUACACUACUUCUCAUCCCCCGCAACAACCAACUGGACCAACUUUUCAAGACUGCAGCGGCUAGUUUCACGUCCAUUGGAAACCUACUGGCGACCUGGUUUGUUAUGUUCCUGGUCUACGCCAUCGCGAUGAACCAGGCUUUUGGACUUACCAAGUUUGGCGGAAAUGAAAACGGAAACAUCAAUUUCAGAGACAUCCCAAGGGCUUUGAUCCUGCUUUUCCGGACGAGUUGCGGCGAGGGCUGGAACGAACUCAUGGAAGAUUUCGCAACGAUGGAACCACCGCUAUGUACCGCCAUCACCGAUGGGUUCUUCGGGAACGACUGCGGAAGCAAGGGCUGGGCCCGAGCAUUGUUUAUCUCGUGGAACAUCAUCAGCAUGUACAUUUUCGUUUCCCUAUUUGUCUCGUUGAUCUUCGAGAGUUUCUCCUACGUCUAUCAGCGAAGCAGUGGUCUUUAUGUCAUCAGCCGGGAAGAACUUCGCCGUUUCAAGCAGGCAUGGGCUGAAUUCGACCCAGAAGGCACAGGCUACAUUACCAAGGAGCAGUUUCCACGGCUGUUAAGGGAACUUACGGGUAUAUUCGAAGUGCGCAUAUACCAAGGUGAUUUCAUGGUCCCGCGCAUCCUCGACGAAUGUAGAGUCGACAAGCGCGACUCGCUUCUGGCACACAGAAGAGUCGUUGAGGGAGUUGACCUUGACAAGCUCGCCAAGAUCAUUCGCAAAAUCCCUGUCAAUACUGUUAGGGAACGACGAAAGCGACUUAACGAGCUCUACGAAGAAGUCCUCGUGUCUGCGGACCCGAGGUACGGCAUUACGUUCCACUCGUGUCUCAUGAUCCUCGCACAUUAUAAUGUGAUUAGCGACAGCAAGAGUCUCAGACUCGAAGAGUUCCUACGACGCCGGGCGAAGUUACAGCGUGUGGAGGAAGCAGUCCGUCGCAACACAGUAAUCGGCUUCUUCAAAACACUCACAGCGACUCGAGAGUUCCGAAGAAAGAUCGAGCACAAGAGAUCUGCUAGGAUGACUUUCGUGCCUCAGUUCAACGUCCCCGAAAUCUAUGUGGAUGACGAACUGCAGGAAGACCAACAGUCCCAGGACGGCCCACUGGGGUCGGCGCGCAGCAGCGGGGCGGAACCAUCGAUGCUUUCGCCCACAUCGACGGGCCGUGGAGAAGCUGGACCGUCGCAGCUUCCUCGGAUCAACACAAAUGUCGGAGAUCGAAUGAAUUCUGAAGCCAGCUCGCCGUCGGAAUGGUCCAACAUUAGUAUCUCCCUGUCACCCGGCCGCGAACGAGCGCACACAACCAGUUCAUAUGAUCCGCCAAGUUUCUCAGAAGGAGCGUCGGCGACCUCUGAGCACUCGCGCCACCACAGCGCGAUGGCAGUGCAAGAUGUGAUGCAGUCACUAGGCGAUUCUGCGUGGGGUGAGAGUAUCCGUCGCAGUUUCACGCAGCGACGACCAAGGGAACGACCAAGGGACGAGACAUAA